AUGAGGCGGAAGGAGAAGCGGCUCCUGCAGGCGGUGGCGCUGGUACUGGCGGCCCUCGUCCUCCUGCCCAACGUGGGGCUCUGGGCGCUGUACCGCGAGCGGCAGCCCGACGGCACUCCCGGGAGAUCGGGGGCGGCGGUGGCCCCGGCGGCCGGACAGGGCUCACACAAUCAGCAAAAGAAGACAUUUUUCUUGGGAGAUGGGCAGAAGCUGAAGGACUGGCACGACAAGGAGGCCAUCAGGAGGGACGCUCAGCGCAUAGGAGAUGGAGAACAAGGGAGACCUUACGCCAUGACUGAUGCUGAGAGAGUGGAUCAGGCGUACCGAGAAAAUGGAUUUAACAUCUACGUCAGUGAUAAAAUCUCCCUGAAUCGCUCUCUCCCUGAUAUCCGGCACCCAAA
Galeopterus variegatus (Sunda flying lemur) is the source of this 401-nucleotide messenger RNA. Its product is annotated as polypeptide N-acetylgalactosaminyltransferase 10-like. The annotation marks the transcript as partial. Lineage: Eukaryota; Metazoa; Chordata; Mammalia; Dermoptera; Cynocephalidae. The transcript is spliced from 3 exons. The record is from RefSeq and is a predicted model, not a curated record.